This is a messenger RNA of Metarhizium brunneum ARSEF 3297, 2811 nucleotides long. RefSeq names its product Bikaverin cluster transcription factor bik5. Gene Ontology annotation, molecular function: DNA binding; zinc ion binding; DNA-binding transcription factor activity, RNA polymerase II-specific. Gene Ontology annotation, biological process: regulation of DNA-templated transcription; DNA-templated transcription. NCBI's taxonomy places the organism in Eukaryota, Fungi, Ascomycota, Sordariomycetes, Hypocreales, Clavicipitaceae. The record is from RefSeq and is a predicted model, not a curated record.
AUGACAAACUCAUUCAACUUCAAUAACAUUGGCCAGCGUCAGGACGGCGUCGACAACACCAAUAUGCCCUCGCCGACCUCGCCGACCCAAGACGCCGGACAAGCGUCGUCCUCGUCUCAUCACCAGUCGGGAAAUGUCACCGUGUAUCCCACCACAGGCCCCGAUUCGUAUACCAGCCCGAUACUGGCCCCGGGGAGCUCUGGGCAGCCUGCCUUGAAUCCCAGAUCAUGUGUCACCUGUCGCCGGCGCAAGGUUCGUUGCGACAAGCAGAUGCCCUGCUCCAACUGUCGCCGCGCACAGAUUCCAUGCGUCUUCCCUGCGCCGGGGCGUGCGCCUCGCCAGCCUCGACCCAAGGACCCCAAUGCACCGCCCAAGACGUCGAGCCACCGGGAGGCCGAGCUGGUCAAGAGACUGAGGAAGCUCGAGGGCAUCGUGGAAGAGCUGAGCGGCCAGAUUGACGAGCCUGCUGCCCGGGGCCCCUCGACCACAGCCUCGCCGGACAUGCAGUCUGGCAUGGAGGGCUUGUCGCUGCGUCACAUGCCGGGCACCUUGGAUCACAUCGCUGGCCAGGAAGGCAGCCCGAGAGGGACCGACUCGUCGGCUGGCCACAGUGGUGAAGCCGGCCGGAAAGAGAAGCAGCCAAAUUUUGGUCGUUUGGUGUCGGAUGACCAACGAGGCACGUCUCGAUAUGUGAGCAGCGGAUUCUGGUCAAAGCUCAAUGAUGAGCUGGACGCUAUUCGUGAGGAAACUCAACUCCUCACAGGCGAAGAAGACGCUGAAGAUUCAGACUUUGAGGGAACGCCAACGGACUCGCCAUCCACAGGCUUUGGCAACAUCACGGAUCACCAGGGAUUCAUCCUGGGCUACCGAUCGGCGGAUGUGGAUUUGCAAAAAUGCCACCCGCUACCAUCUCAUGCCAGCUUCUUGUGGUCAGUGUACCAGGAGAAUGUUGAGCCUCUCAUUAAACUGCUGCACGUCCCGUCCGUCGAGCUCAUCAUCAGCGAUGCGAGGAGGAACCACGGCAAGCUUACGCCCGGUAAUGAGGCGCUGGUAUUUGCCAUCUACUUUGCAGCCAUCACCUCACUUGAGCCGGAUGAGGUUCAAGCCAACUUUGACGCAAACAAAGAUGACAUGCUCGCUCAAUAUCGCUUUGCCGUGGAGCAAUCCCUAGCCAAAGCCAACUUCCUCGAUACGUCAGAUCUUGCGGUCCUUCAAUCAUUCACCCUCUUUCUCAUAGUCGUAAGACGCCACGAUGAGAGCCGUUUCUCUUGGGCAUUGACUGGACUGGUAAUCCGCAUUGCACAGGGGAUGGGUCUACACAGAGAUGGCACUCAUUUGAGGUUGUCUCCGUUCGAGACAGAGAUUCGAAGACGUAUUUGGUGGGCAAUUUUAGUCUUGGACCUCCGAUCUGCUGAGGAACUAGGAACAGACAUGACCAUUAGCGAGCGAUCUUACGACACUUUGAAGCCGAGCAACAUCAACGACUCAGAUAUCAGCCCCGGCAGUACCGAAUUCCCCGUUCCUCGAGAAGGGAGAUCAGACUGCGCCGUUUCUAUCGUUAGAUGCGAGAUUUGUGGGCUCUCUAGACGUCUCGUCGCCGCUGCCUCGGCCAUGUCAUCUCUUUGUCCUGGCGUCGACCAAAGCAGCAUAGCUGAGCGAGAGCGCAUGUUGAUCGAGGUGUAUCAGCGUGUGGAACACAAGUUUCUCCAGCACGUUCUGGACGAGACAGAUCCGCUGUAUUGGGUAGCAGCCAUGAUUGCCCGCGUCAUCGUGGCCAAGAUGUGCCUUGUCAUCUACCAUCCUAUGCUCUUCCCCGGCUCCGAGUACGAACUCACAGACGAGAUCCGUCAGCGAAUUUAUGUGGCUGCUAUUGAGGUUAUCGAGUACGGCCACAAGCUCAACACGGAUCCUCGAUGCAAGCAGUACCGGUGGUUGUUCAAGACGUACACAAACUGGCACGCCAUCGCCUACACCUUGAUUGAAACAUGUCGACGCCCAUGGACAGCCCUUGUUGAACGUGGUUGGGACGCCAUCAAUGGCUACGACAUCGAUCCUCUUGAACUAGCCAAAAGGGCAGAUCACGCCGCAGUCUUUCUCCCGCUACGAAAGCUAUUCGCCAAAGCCCGCAAACACCGUGAAUCAGAACUCGCUCGCCUCAAAGCAAACCAAGACGAAGCCCGUCGGCUCGAUUUUGCAGAGCGCAUGAACCCAGCACAAGCACGUUUUGGUCCCGUCCCUGGCGCUGAAAACGUCAUGGAACAAAUGCGCGAGAAGUGGUGGUCUCUCGUUCGCCCAGACGGUUCCAGUCCCAUGCCGUCAUAUUCCAUCGCCCGCCAACCCCCUCCCCCUCAGGAGCCCGCGUCUGCGACAGCUGCCUCUGGCAACGAUACACUGAAACCACCGGGCAACAUCCCUGUACAGCUUAACCUGUCUAGCGCGGCAAUGGAAUAUAUGAACGAACUCAUGGCACAGCCAAACCCAAAUGUGGCUGAAUUCUGGCGGAUAGACAACAUUGCAAACAAUGGCGGCAAUCUGGGCUCAUCGGGGUCGGCUCCGUCUGCCCCUAUGCCCCUUCAGAAUGAGAUGAGCGAGGAUAUUCUUCGACAGCAGGCACUCAUGUUGCAGGCGCAGCCAUCCAAGGAUGAUGGUCUGACGCCAUAUUUGUGGAGUGAUCCGUUUACUGUGAUGAAUACACAGUUUGAUGUGACGGAGGAUGCGGAUAUGCUGGGGGAUGAUUUCGAUUGGCAGGAUUGGAGUCAAAGCAUCAGGGGGUUGGAGAUGGGGAGUACGCAGAAACAUGAGGGUUGGUGA